AUGUCCUCAAAUGAUACUGUACUAGAAAUAACAGAAAUGGACAAUAUCUAUGCCUCAAUAAUUAUCUUCCUGGUAUCCGGUUCCCUGCCGAUUUCAGUUGGGAUAUUAACUACUUUCAGAUUUCUUUCUCCGGUUGUAUUUUCAAUGUGUUAGCCGCUGUUGUUGUUCUCAGAAAUCCGAUUCUGAAGAAUGCGUUCGGAACUCUGUGUUUCAGUCACACUAUAGCCAACUUCGGAGUACUGUUUGUGUUCGUCUCAUGGGUCACCCCAACAACUAUCACGUAAGGGCUCUUAACAGGUACAAUUGAUAGACUCUCGUUUCAGGCAGUACAAGUACACUGAGCUCACAUUCGGAAAGAUUUUAGGACAGAUAAACAUUCUUUUCUGGAAUGCCUGUUGCUAUUCCCAUUUGGCCAUAUCUCUUAACCGUUUCCUCACGAUUUCCAUGCCCACAAAAGUAAUCAAACGCCUAAAAUAUCUCAGUCGUCAGUUGUAUUCAGGUUGCCCAACUGUUCAACUUCCGAAACACGUGUUUUCUGAUCGGUUUCGUGUGGAGCAUGGCGAUUGGCCACGUGAUACCGUACUUCUGGAGAGACUCUUGCUACGUGGCAUACGAUCCCGUCAGUUGGACGUGGGUUUUCGCAGACACGCCGUGCGGAUAUGUGAUCACGACAUUUACGGAUUACUAUACAAGCGUUGCCAUCUUUGUAGUUAUGAGCAGUCUGGACUUUGCAACUUUUGUGAGCUUUCAUUUCGCAUCACUAUUGCUAUCAUCUGGAUUUCAGACGAUGCUAGUACUGUACCGCCGCAAAUCCAACAUGACUUCAAGCGAAGAAAUGAAAAGACGACGUCGCGUCGAAAUCAGAUUCUUCGCUCAGUCUUGCCUUCAGGGAUUGCUCUUCUUCUACGAAGUAUUCAAUUUCUACUACGUCGUCACUUUGAAUACCAAUCAGUGGUACGUCUUCAUGACUUCCACGUUUGCCUGGGAACUCUGCCAUUGUCUCGAUGGGUAUGAUCACUUUUUCAACAGCUCUCGAUCUAUUUAUUGCUUCAGAUUGGUCGUGGUUAUGUUUCAUUUCAAACGAAGUUUUCUUCGAAAAUCCUCACAAACUACUGUCUUUUCAAGAGCGAGCGAGAUUCGGAGCACGAAAAAAGUAUAA
Caenorhabditis sp. 36 PRJEB53466 is the source of this 1159-nucleotide messenger RNA. The record is from the annotation of a GenBank genome assembly. NCBI's taxonomy places the organism in Eukaryota, Metazoa, Nematoda, Chromadorea, Rhabditida, Rhabditidae.